Messenger RNA from Helianthus annuus (common sunflower), 1329 nucleotides. RefSeq lists its product as uncharacterized. The record is from RefSeq and is a predicted model, not a curated record. NCBI's taxonomy places the organism in Eukaryota, Viridiplantae, Streptophyta, Magnoliopsida, Asterales, Asteraceae. Gene Ontology annotation, molecular function: zinc ion binding. The transcript is spliced from 5 exons. Bases 309 to 1181 code for a protein of 290 amino acids.
AUUACACAGUUAGUCCCUGUGGUUUACACUAAAUAACAAUCUAAGGUACUAAGAGUUUAAAAUCACGUUUUAGGGUACUAACUUUUAAUUUUUUAACAAAGUAAGGUAUUAACGUUAAGUUGCUGUUAAAUGCUAACCCUGACACCCUCACGUGCCAUAAACGUGAGGGUAAAUAUGUCAUUUAAAUGAAGGUCUCCUGCUUUAAUUAAACUCUGUUUCAUUCAACAUCAGUCUAUUCAUCUUCACCCCAUAUACUCUGUAAACCCAAAUCGAGUAAACCCUGAUUUCUAGGGUUUUAGCGUUGAGCGAUGGAUCUUUUGAGACAAGAAGAUGAACCAUUUGACUACGUUGGCAAAUACGGUACACAAACAGGAUUAUUUUCUCUGAAGAUACACUACAAUGGGCAAUUUGGAAUCAAAAAUCAAAAUCUUUGCUACAUAACUGGUAGGGCUAAGACUGAGGUGUUGUUAAACAAUUUGUGUGAGGUGUUUAAUGCAAGAUUGGUGGAUGGCAGGGAUAAGCCCAUUAUCAGUGCUCUUGAAUAUGUUAGAGAGUAUUGCAUGAAAAGGAUUGUCAAUGUGCUGAAGGUUAUUGCUAAGACUGAUGGUGUGUUGACUCCAAAAGCUGCUGAGCAUUUUGAGCUUGUCAAAAAACAUGCAGCCAAUUUAAUUGUCCAGUGGAAUGGUGGUCCUAAGUAUCAAGUUAGUUGUUAUUUGGGUGAAAGAUAUGGAGAGCAGUUUGUUGUGGAUGUCAUUGAGAGGACCUGCACAUGCAGGAAAUGGGAAAUAAGGGGCAUGCCUUGUACACAUGCUGUUGCCACCAACUGGGAUAUGGCUGCAAAUGGUUUGAAGGUUGACAUACCAGAGAGAUGGGUGGAUGAGUGCUACUGGUUGUCUACAUGGAAGAAGGUAUACUCUUACAAAAUAGGGCCAAUCAAUGGAAGAAGCAUGUGGCCUAGGGCACACUGUAGUACAAAACUCCUUGAACCAAUGUACCACAAACCUGUUGGCAGACCCAGGAAGAUGAGAAGAAAGGAUGAAAUGGAGAAGGAAGAUAGCAUGGUUAAAGAUGGCAAGUUGAGUAGGAAAUGGAAGACAGUGACAUGUGGAAGCUGUGGAGGAAAAGGUCACAAUAAAAGAAGGUGCACCGGACAAGGCUCAACUGCUGCUCAAUCUAGUUAAAUAGGAUGUUUGGUUAUGCUUUUUGAUGCUUUUUUAUGUUAUUAGGCUGCUAAAACUUCUGGUUAUCCUUUUUUAUGUUAUUAGGAUGUUUGGGAUAUGUUAUCAAACAGUUUGGGAUAUGGUUUUUGUAAAACUGUUGUUACCAGUU